Molecule: messenger RNA, 1084 nt
Organism: Tarenaya hassleriana
Lineage: Eukaryota; Viridiplantae; Streptophyta; Magnoliopsida; Brassicales; Cleomaceae
Product: probable enoyl-CoA hydratase 1, peroxisomal
Exons: 3
Coding region: 97-894 (265 amino acids)
Cellular component (GO): peroxisome
Source: RefSeq, a predicted model, not a curated record
CCUCGUCGUCAUCAUUCAUCGCCAUCUCCUUGGGUCAUUUCCUCGGAAAUCUAAAGCUCGGUCGCCACGAAUUCCCAAUCCAUCGAAAUCUCGAAAAUGGAUCGUCCCGAAUCCGAAAUUCUGAUCCGGGUAACCAAAGAACCCGGCGGAAUCGCCGUCGUCACCAUCAACCGUCCGAAAUCCCUCAACUCGCUGACGAGGGAGAUGAUGGUGGACCUCGCCCACGCCUUCAAGUCUCUGGACGCCGACGAUUCGGUUCGGGUAGCGAUUCUGACCGGAUCGGGUCGUGCGUUUUGCUCCGGUGUCGAUUUGACGGCGGCUGAGUCGGUUUUCAAAGGGGACGUGAAGGACCCCGAAACCGACCCGGUUAUCCAGAUGGAGCGGUUUCUGAAACCGAUAAUCGGAGCGAUCAACGGGUUCGCUGUCACGGCCGGGUUCGAACUGGCAUUGGCCUGCGACGUGUUGGUCGCUGCAAGAGGAGCUAAGUUCAUGGACACUCACGCCAGGUUUGGGAUAUUCCCUUCUUGGGGUCUGUCUCAGAAGCUCUCGAGGAUCAUCGGAGCAAACAAGGCCCGGGAAGUUUCGUUGACUUCCAUGCCAUUGACAGCUGAGGUAGCUGAGAGGUUAGGGUUUGUGAACCAUGUGGUUGAAGAAGGACAGACCUUGACAAAAGCCCGGGAAAUUGCUGAUGCCAUGAUCAAGAAUGAGAAAGACAUGGUUUUACGGAUCAAAUCUGUCAUCAACGACGGUCUGAAGCUCGAUCUUGGCCAUGCUCUUGCUCUUGAGAAGGAGAGAGCUCAUGCGUAUUACCGCGGGAUGACGAAGGAGCAAUUCAAGAAGAUGCAAGAGUUCAUAGCCGGGCGUGGGUCUAAGAAACCUUCUUCCAAGUUAUAGACUUUUGAAUCUCAAGGAUAGAAAAAAACACUCCAUAUAUGACUAUCGGUGGAUCUCCAAUAAUGUCGAUUUGUUUCGUUGAAUGAUAUAAUACCACAGGCAUUUCUGUCUGUGCUGUGAAACGUAUCAUCGCUCAACACGGUUUUAUUGAAUCUUGAUCAUUGAAAUGUAGAUGAGACCCUUCAUUCCU